AUGGCGGCUAGCCAAGUGGCCUCGGACAUCGGCGCACACUCCGCCCUCACUGCCCUAAUCAUCAACCGCAACGGAGGCCAGCACACGUCAAACGAGGCGGAAGCAAGCGCGCUCGCAGAUCCUCUUCCGGUCUCCCUGAACGACAUCACGGGCUACUACUACUAG
This is a messenger RNA of Sphaerulina musiva SO2202, 165 nucleotides long. RefSeq lists its product as uncharacterized. Bases 1 to 165 code for a protein of 54 amino acids. Lineage: Eukaryota; Fungi; Ascomycota; Dothideomycetes; Mycosphaerellales; Mycosphaerellaceae. The transcript has 2 exons. The record is from RefSeq and is a predicted model, not a curated record.